ACAGUCAGCUAUGACUUAUGCAGGAGCAGCAGCAGCUGGUGCUUUGGUCAUCUUUCUUCUUUCUGUACUGGGUGGACGCUUCGUCUCCUCAUCACAAAUACCAUGGCCAGUCACAGACCUCCACGUCCAAGUGAACUCACCAUCCAGUUGCCGCUACUAUAGCUGCACAUGGGCAGAUCUGAAAUGUGCCCGGGAUGAUAAUCUACACUACACUCCAACCUAUGUCUGGUACAAGAAUGGAGAAGUAGUUCCAGAUGUAACAUCUUCUAUUUAUUCAGAGUACUUUUAUCCAGAAGACAGCUAUUCCUGUGCUGCAGUGGGACAUGAGUAUCGCCCAUCUCCUCCAGUGUGUGUAGCUGGAAGUUCUUGCAACCGAGUGAUUUACAGCUCUCGAAGUCUCUGUGCUACAGUUGGCUCAACUGUGGACAUUUCAUGCACCUACAGAAGUUACGACGAUGAUAUUCAGUCAAAAUUCUGGUUCAUUCCUGACCGCAACUAUUAUUCACAGCCUGGGGACCUGACAAAUGACUACGACUAUGCAGGUCGUGCUCAGGUCUUUGACUCAACGAACAGAGGUUCCACUCUGAGAAUCACCAACCUGGUAACUGGGGAUUCGAACGAGUAUCGUUUCAAAUUCAAAACAGCAUCAUUUGAGUGGAAGAGUGUUUCACCUGGCACAAGACUUCGGGUCACAGACCUCCAGGUGCAGGUAACCAGCAAAACAGUUACACAUUCGUAUGCCGAAGCAAAGCUCAAGUGUAUUAACAACUGCUAUCGGCCGACUAUCGUCUGGUUCAAGAAUGGUCAAAAAAUUAAAGUGGGAUCUUCUACUUAUUCAGCAUAUUUUUAUCCCGGAGAUGUUAUCACUUGUGCUGUGAAGGGACAUGAGUCUCACCGUUCUCCAUCUGUGUAUACUCCAAAUGUUCCCUCAGUGUGGGUGAGGCCGUCUCGUGAAGUCACAGAGGGCACUUCAUUGACUCUGAGCUGCAGUAGUGGUGCUAACCCGACAGCUACAUACUCCUGGUACAGGAAUAAUGUAAAUCAGUACAAUGCAUUUCUCCGUAGUGGAUCACAGCUUGAGCUGUGGUCUAUUCAGCCCUCUCAGUCUGGACAUUAUUACUGUAUUGCUGAGAAUGCACUGGGGAGGAGGACAUCUGAAUCCAUAUUUAUCAACGUGAAAUAUGCUCCAAAGACUUCCUCUGUGUCCAUGAACCCCACUGGUGAGAUAGUGGAGGGCUGUUCAGUGACCCUGACCUGUAAUAGUGAUGCAAACCCAGCACCAACAUAUACUUGGUACAAGGAGGACAGGCAACUCCUGCAGGGAUCUGGCAGUUAUCGUUUCACCUCCAUUACAGCAGAAAACAGAGGGGCCUACUACUGCAAGUCUGAGAAUCAGUAUGGAAGAAGAAUGUCCUCAUCUCUGUUUGUAGAUGUUAAGUAUGCUCCAAAGCUUCCAUUUGUAUCAAUUAAUUCCUCUGGUGAGAUAAUGGAGGGUAGUUCAGUGACUCUGAACUGCAUCAGUGAUGCAAACCCAGCAGCUAACUACACCUGGUACAAGGAGAACCAAACACUGAUCAAUGGAUCAGAAGGAAUUUAUCACUUUACCUCCAUCAGCUCUGAGGACAGAGGGAUCUACUACUGCAAGUCUGGGAACCAAUAUGGAAAAAUCAUGUCUUCACCUCUAUUCAUAGAUGUCCAGUAUCCCCCAAGGCUCCCCUCUGUGUCACUGAAUCCAUUUGGUAAGAUAGUGGAAGGUAGUUCAGUGUCUCUGAACUGUAGCAGUGAUGCUAACCCAGCAGCCAAUUACACCUGGUACAAGGAAAACCAAACACUGAUUAAUGGAUCAAAAGAUGCUCGAAAGCUUCCCUUUGCAUCAGUGAAUUCCUCUGAUGAGAUAAUGGAGGGUAGAUCAAUGGCUCUGAACUGUAGUAGUGAUGCUAACCCAGCAGCUAACUAUACCUGGUACAAGAAGAACCAAACACUGAUUAAUGGAUCAAAAGAUGCUCCAAAGCUCCCCUUUGCGUCAAUGAAUUCCUCUUAUGAGAUAAUGGAGGGUAGUUCAGUGACUCUGAGCUGUAGCAGUGAUGCUAACCCAGCAGCUAACUACACCUGGUACAAGGAGAACCAAACACUGAUCAAUGGAUCAGAAGGAAUUUAUCAUUUCACUCCCAUCAGGUCUGAAGACAGAGGGAUCUACUACUGCAAGUCUGAGAACCAAUAUGGACGAAUCAUGUCUUCACCUCUAUUCAUAAAUGUACAAUAUCCUCCAAAGCCUCAGUUUGCAUCAGUGAAUUCCUCUGGUGAGAUAGUGGAGGGUAGUUCAGUGACUCUGAACUGUAGCAGUGAUGCUAACCCAGCAGCUAACUAUAUUCUGGACUUUGACCGCAGCGUCUUUCAGUUCUUGUUUGUUUCAGGGGGUUUCUCCACUUCAGUCUCCUAUUCAGGGGGUGGAAUGCAUGGUCAGUUGGGUUAA
Messenger RNA from Mugil cephalus (flathead mullet), 2473 nucleotides. RefSeq names its product B-cell receptor CD22-like. Lineage: Eukaryota; Metazoa; Chordata; Actinopteri; Mugiliformes; Mugilidae. The transcript has 13 exons. The coding region runs from base 11 to 2473 and encodes 820 amino acids. The record is from RefSeq and is a predicted model, not a curated record.